This is a messenger RNA of Entamoeba dispar SAW760, 351 nucleotides long. RefSeq lists its product as uncharacterized. The transcript has a single exon. NCBI's taxonomy places the organism in Eukaryota, Evosea, Mastigamoebida, Endamoebidae. Gene Ontology annotation, biological process: positive regulation of transcription by RNA polymerase II. Gene Ontology annotation, molecular function: transcription coregulator activity. Gene Ontology annotation, cellular component: chromatin; nucleus. The record is from RefSeq and is a predicted model, not a curated record. Bases 1 to 351 code for a protein of 116 amino acids.
AUGACUUUUUCCCUCACUAAACGUCAAUUUAUUGAAGAAGAAAAUGAUGAAGCACAAAGAAAACGUAUUAAUAAACCAGAUAAUUAUCCACUAAAAAGGCCUUCAGUUUUUCCCCAUCUUGAAGUAUCAGUUGAAGAACUCAUUCGAAUGAGUGGUAAAACAUCGUUCACCCCUGAGGAAGUUCAGAACAUUGCACUAAUAGCAGUGAGAAAUAACCAAAGUCGAAUAAGGGAAGAAUAUGAAAAGAUUUUAAACGAUAAGUUAAAAGAACAAAACGAAGUAUUUGAAGCUUAUCAACGACAAUACUUAGAAAAGCAGUAUAGCAUACAAGAAAUGCCAUAUUAUCUUUGA